Messenger RNA from Halteromyces radiatus, 796 nucleotides. Its product is annotated as ACT domain-containing protein. The coding region runs from base 76 to 495 and encodes 139 amino acids. Gene Ontology annotation, biological process: cellular response to L-arginine; regulation of intracellular signal transduction. NCBI's taxonomy places the organism in Eukaryota, Fungi, Mucoromycota, Mucoromycetes, Mucorales, Cunninghamellaceae. The record is from RefSeq and is a predicted model, not a curated record. Gene Ontology annotation, cellular component: cytosol. The transcript is spliced from 2 exons.
CUUGGAUUUCAUUCUCCGUUGUCGAUAAAUUGGUUGGAGCAAGAAAAGUUCUUUUGUCUAUCCCUCUUCUCUCUAAUGAUUUCGUUACUUAUUUUACCAGAUUUAUUUACCCUUUAUCAAUUACCAAAAAAACACUUGAUAAAUAUGCAAGAAGUUCUUGAAUGGCCUUGGUAUACAAUCAGCAAGACAAAGGACGAACUUUCUCUUUUACUUCCUUCUCAAAUCAAUCCUAGUUUCCUUCAAGAUAAUGUUGCUAAAGUGGAAGAAAACUGGCGUGCUUUACAAGUGGAUGCACAGAUGGAUUUUGGCCUUGUUGGUAUUCUAGCAUCUAUUAUUAAUCCUUUACGUGAUAAUGGUAUUCCUAUCUUUUGUAUUUCUACCUUCAAUACAGACUAUGUGUUGGUGAAGCAAGACUCUUUCGAAAAUGCUAUUGGUGUAUUGACUGCUGCGCCUGGUAUUGUGGUUAAGUCUGGACUCUCAGUAAUGGAUGAAUAAUUGGUAAAAAAAUUACAAACUUCUUAUAUACAAUAGACUUGACUGUUUUAUUUCUUUGAUGAUAAUAUUAAUAAUAAUAAAAAAAGAUCCAAUUCAUUUUUCGACUAUGUCUAUGUAUUGUUACGCGUAACUACAGAAUGUCAAUACAUCCAUAUUAUCCUCGGCACUUGGAACUAAACGAUUAUCAACCCAACCAACGAACCAGCAUACAAUUGUUACUUACAGUAGGGAGUAUUGUGGGCACAAUACUCAUUGGAUCCUUCUAUGCAGCAAAACGACAAAGACAACAUGUCAAGAACUC